AUGGGCGACUUGCUGGCCCAGUUCCGCUGCCUCAGCUGCUCCAGGCGCUUCUCCGCCCAGGCGCCCGACACCAUGGGCGUGGUGGGCCGCGUGUUCGCCAGCGGAAAGCCCGAGUUCUGCGGCGACCUGCAGGCCCUGAAGCCGCCGGCGUACCUGCGCUACCGCGAGGCCGCGGACUGCAACCUGCACUCCAUGUUCGCCGUGCCGGUGUACAGCGGCGACAGCCCGGAGGCCGUGGCGGUCGUGGAGCUGCUGUGGCACGACAGGGACGUGCCCUUCGAGCAGGCCGUUACGCGCCUGCAGUCAUGCUUCCAGACGGUGGGUCUGCACACGGCUGAGGUGGACUUCUCAGACAUCACAAUGGGCAUCAACAUGGCGUGCCUUUGUGAGCACAAGCCACACAACUGA
Messenger RNA from Ostreobium quekettii, 408 nucleotides. NCBI's taxonomy places the organism in Eukaryota, Viridiplantae, Chlorophyta, Ulvophyceae, Bryopsidales, Ostreobiaceae. The record is from the annotation of a GenBank genome assembly.